This is a messenger RNA of Prionailurus viverrinus (fishing cat), 1947 nucleotides long. RefSeq names its product cAMP responsive element binding protein 3 like 4 (gene CREB3L4). Gene Ontology annotation, biological process: regulation of transcription by RNA polymerase II. Bases 506 to 1693 code for a protein of 395 amino acids. Gene Ontology annotation, molecular function: RNA polymerase II cis-regulatory region sequence-specific DNA binding; DNA-binding transcription factor activity, RNA polymerase II-specific. The record is from RefSeq and is a predicted model, not a curated record. Gene Ontology annotation, cellular component: nucleus. The transcript is spliced from 10 exons. NCBI's taxonomy places the organism in Eukaryota, Metazoa, Chordata, Mammalia, Carnivora, Felidae.
CUUGGCGAGACUCGGGCCGUCGGGUUGCGGCCUUCCCACAGUGUCUGGUCUUCACCCUGCCGGGCUCUCGUCUUACGCAACUCACGGCCGGAGAGCUGGCACUUGGUGUGCUCCGGUCACAGCCAUCGCCGUCCUUCCCUGAGGAGCCCGUCCAAACCCUCAGGAAGACUCGCUGUCGCUGGCAGAAACUGGGGCCCGAAGGGCGAGGCUGUCUGUGUCUUGCUCAAGGCCGGUUUGCGGACGCCUAGCCUCCCGGCCCCCAGCUCGAAGACGCGGGCCCGCCGUGGCCCCUGGCCAGGCGCCAGCCACUCUGCAGUGUCCGGGGUCAGGCCGGGGGCGGGGCUUGGCUGGGCUGGUCCAGGAUGCGAGAUCCUGGAGGAAAGAAGCGCGGUGGUGGCCUUUCGGGCGGCCGGCGGGCUGGGCCUCUGGGAACAGGUAACACUGAGGUGGGCCGUUCAUCUGAGCCAGACGUCGGGCCGCCGGAGGCGAGAUCCCCGGGGGCAGAAUGGAUUUCCGAACCCCCGACCUGCUGGAUGCGUGGCUGGAGUCCCCAGAAGAUGUUUUCUCAACAGGGACCUUCCCGGAGCCGGGACUGCACGGCCCACCUCCGGAGGCCCCGGGGACGAAGCUCCAAGAACAGGGGCUGCGAGGCUGGGAGCCCAGUGGGGGCCGUGGCUGUGGCCUUCGAGACAGUGAGCCUGAAGACUUCCUGAAACUUUUCAUUGACCCCAAUGAAGUGUACUGCUCAGGAGCCUCUGCUAGCAGCGACAGUGGCCAUCCAUCUGAGGACCCUGGCCGUCCAGACAGGCCUCCUGCCCCUCAAGCACCCAGUCCCCCUGCUCUCUAUGAGGUGGUCUACGAGGCAGGGGCCCUGGAGAGGACGCAGGGGGAAGCUGGGCCAGCUGUAGGGUUCAUCUCUCUCCAGCCAGGUCAGCGGAGCCCACAGCUGACGGUGCCUGAUGCCUGCGUGGUCUGCGAGCUGCCCUGUGAUGCUCACGACACCCUGCCCGGAGCAGGCACUGUAAACCCAGUGCCUCCUGCGACCCUGCUGCCCUGUCAGACCUUGUUCCUGACAGAAGAGGAGAAGCGUCUGCUGGGGCAGGAAGGGGUUUCCCUGCCCGCACACCUGCCCCUCACCAAGGCAGAGGAGAGGGUCCUCAAGAAGGUCAGGAGGAAGAUCCGGAACAAGCAGUCAGCUCAGGACAGUCGACAGCGGAAGAAAGAGUACAUCGAUGGGCUAGAGAGCAGGGCCGCUGCCUGCUCUGCACAGAACCAGGAACUGCAGAAAAAAGUCCAGGAGCUGGAGAGGUGCAACGUCUCCCUGGUAGCUCAGCUCCGCCAGCUGCAGCUGCUGGCUGCCCGGACCUCCGACAAAGCUGCCCAGACCAGCACUUGCGUCGUGAUCCUUCUUUUUUCCCUGGCUCUAAUCAUCCUGCCCAGUGUCAGCCCCUUUCAGGGUCUCCGGGAAGCUGGGCCUGAGGAUUACCAGCCUCAUGGAGUGGUUUCCAGAAAUAUCCUAAGUCACAAGGACAUGACAGAAGGUUUGGAGACCGCAGUAGUAGAGUCCAGACCGGGGGGGCCACUUAAGGCCAAGGGUGAAAAUGGCUCAACAAGGACACUGCUUGAGAAGAUGGGAGGGGAGACAGGCUCCAAUGGGCACACAGGAGCUGUGCUGCAUGCAGAAGAGAUGUGAACCCACCUGCUUCCCGGCCACAAGAAGGAAUCCAGGAUCCCUCGUGGCUCUUGUUCCCCCUGGGUUUCCCAUUCAGAAUUCUUUGGCUUCAGGGGUCUGAAUCAUUUCUGGACGUCCUAAAUGUCUGUACCCUGAGGCACAGGCUGCAUGAGGCAUUUCAAAUACUUCAUACAUCUGCAACUUUAUUUCUUCUUUGGGGUUAGGGUUGAGGGCAAACAGAGGUUUUGGCUGAGAAAUAAACUUUUUUGCUGAAA